Plasmodium gallinaceum is the source of this 813-nucleotide messenger RNA. RefSeq names its product elongation factor 1-beta, putative. The coding region runs from base 1 to 813 and encodes 270 amino acids. Lineage: Eukaryota; Apicomplexa; Aconoidasida; Haemosporida; Plasmodiidae. Gene Ontology annotation, molecular function: translation elongation factor activity; guanyl-nucleotide exchange factor activity. The transcript has a single exon. Gene Ontology annotation, biological process: translational elongation. The record is from RefSeq and is a predicted model, not a curated record. Gene Ontology annotation, cellular component: cytosol.
AUGGCAAACAAUGCAAAUUUAUUAAAUGUUCAAGGAGAAAAUGAUUACAAUAAGCUAAAUGCUUUUUUUGCUGAUCAUUCAUAUUAUCAGAAUUAUAUGUUAAGUACUUCUGAUAUAAAAAUUUAUAAUCAAAUAACAACUACAAUAAAUAAAGAUAAGUAUCCACAUUUAUAUCGUUGGUAUAAACACAUUAGUUCUUUGCCUACUCAUAUUUUUAAUCAAUACAAUAAAUGUAAUGAAAAAGUAAAAAAAAACAACCUACCAGAAAAGAAAAUUAAUGAAACAAAAAAUGAUGAUGACGAUGUUGAUAAUGAUAUAGAUCUUUUUGGUGAUAAUGAUGAUUGUGAUAAGGAUAUUUUAUUAGAAAAAAAAAAACAAAAAGAAGAGGAACUUAAAAAAAAGCAACAAAAAGAAAAAGAUAAACAUAGAUCAAUAUUAAUUAUUGAGAUAAAGCCGAAAUCAAUAGAUACAGAUAUAUCUAAAAUUUCUAAACUUGUGAAACAAAAAAUUGUUGAUGAAAAUAUAAAAUGGGGAGAGGAAGUAAAAAAAAUUCCAGUUGCAUUUGGAUUAUAUAAACUUCAAAUGUCAUGUAUCAUUUAUGAUGAUUUUGUUAACACAAAUGAUUUGAUAGAAAAAAUAGAAAACAUAGACUUAGAUAAUGAAGAAGACAGGAAAAAAAGAACAUUGAUAUUGGGAUUAGAUGAAGAAAACGAAGAUGCUGAUGAAAUGAGUGAAACAGAGGAUAUUGAAGUUGAGGAUGAUUUAGAUUUCUUAGUUCAAUCAGCAGAAAUUGUUUCAUUUAACAAACUAUAA